AAUUGACAAGUUGUUGCAACAAACUCUGUAAUAAUCUUGUACCCUGGCCCGAGAGUUGUCAUCGUAUUUGUUGCACAAUUCAGUAUUAAGUCUACAUAGCUACUCUGUUUAUUCAGGAUUCGGAAACGAGGCAUUUUUGGCUGUUAGGGCCUUUGGCUAGCAUGAGGUGACACCAAGUUCAACAUCAUCGACCAGGAGGGAGCAUGGAGGAAGACCGGGAGAGCCAAGCGAAUGAGCUGCUAGCUCUGAGCAGCAUCUUUGAAGAUGAGGAGACCUUUAUGGCUCACGAGGACAAAUCUGGUGGCAGCUUCUACACUGAUGUGGAGCUCCCUUCCGAUUGCACCAUCAAACUCAUUGGACAAAUGGUACAGCAAGCAAGAGCAUUAGGAAUUUUGCUCCGAGGUGAAGACGAUGAAGAGAACAAGGCAAGGUUCAUGCUGGUCAAUCAUCUUCCACCGAUCGAGCUCACCUUCAAUUACCCCAGAGACUAUCCAUCGAAGAGUGCUCCUAGCUUUACUCUCUCCUGCAAGUGGCUGUCUGUGAAACAGCUUAACAAAUUAUGUGAGAAGCUGGAUGAGAUGUGGACUGAAAACCAAGGUGAGGUCAUCUACUGCUGGGCCGACUUCCUCAAGAGCGAGACUCUCAGUUUCCUCAAACUCAGCUCUCCAAUCACCCUGGACACGUCCGAUCUUCCUCGUACAAUGAGACAGAGGUCCCACCUGCCGGGACCAGGAGGGGAUGAUGGCAGGACCCAUCAGGGAGCCGUGGGAGGCAACGCAGGAUCGGACGCGGGGAUUCCCCAAGCCAGAGCGGUGCAGGACAUCGCUGCUUUACCCAAUCUCAUACCGACCAUUGUGAAGUACGACAGGGAUCGGAGAGAAUACAUCUUCAACAAGACGCCCAAUGAAUGCGGGGUGUGCCUUGAAGGGAAGUUUGGUAGUGACUGCAUCAUGUUUGAUGCCUGUGGACAUGUGUACUGUAAAGAUUGUAUGAAGGAGCAUUUCAGCGUGAAGAUCAGGGAUGGCGAUGUGAAAGGAUUGUUGUGUCCAGACAUAGAUUGCGAAAGCGUUGCUCUACCCUCACAGGUGAAGGCGCUAGUCGAGCCCGAAUUGUUCGAGAAAUACGACGCAGCCUUGCUCGACCUCUCAUUGAGCGAGAUGGGAGACAUUGUAUACUGCCCUCGUAAGAGCUGCGAGACUCCCGUGGUUAAAGAGGGUAAUAUGGGACAAUGUACUGUGUGUGGACUGGCGUUUUGUAUCCUCUGCAAGACUACGUACCACGGGUUAGAACCAUGCAAGGUUUCUGAAGAGGAAUACAAAAGGCUCGCAGAUAAUUACGAGAAUGCCACCGAGGAUGAGAAGUCCAUCAUGGAACAGAGGUACGGCAAGCACAACCUUCGUCAAGUCAUUGAGAACUGUAACAGUGAAGAGUGGAUCAGAAAACACAGCAAGAAUUGUCCUAACUGUGAUAGAGCCAUCCAGAAAUUUGACGGCUGCAACAAGAUGACUUGCAUGAAAUGUCGCUGUUUUUUCUGCUGGCUCUGCUUCUUGGUCCUACCGCGAUCCGACCCGUACAGCCAUUACAGAGGAGGAGGCAGAUGUGCCAAUCGCCUCUUUGCUGGUAUGGAAGGGGGAGACAUGGGCGAUGAGGAGGACGAUGAGGAAGAUGAUGAUGUAAUGGAUAUCGUCAACAUUGAAAACUGGUGGCAGUUUGUUGCAUGACAAGUGGAGUGGAUAAUUGAACCUAAUGAACAUGAAGAUAGAUGAGUUGAACAUUGUUACGUGUUGAAGGUGAGAGGUAUUUCAAAGUCCAUCUGUACUAGUUUGGCAAGGAGUGAUUAGACCACCCAGCAAGGUCACUGACAAGUGGCUAUCUCAUCAACUCAGCUCUCAAUUAACAUAAGAAAAGAGG
Strongylocentrotus purpuratus (purple sea urchin) is the source of this 1911-nucleotide messenger RNA. RefSeq names its product E3 ubiquitin-protein ligase RNF14 (gene rnf14). Gene Ontology annotation, cellular component: ubiquitin ligase complex; cytoplasm. Gene Ontology annotation, molecular function: ubiquitin protein ligase activity; ubiquitin conjugating enzyme binding; zinc ion binding. Gene Ontology annotation, biological process: protein polyubiquitination; positive regulation of proteasomal ubiquitin-dependent protein catabolic process; ubiquitin-dependent protein catabolic process. The record is from RefSeq and is a predicted model, not a curated record. The coding region runs from base 204 to 1721 and encodes 505 amino acids. Lineage: Eukaryota; Metazoa; Echinodermata; Echinoidea; Camarodonta; Strongylocentrotidae. The transcript is spliced from 7 exons.